This is a messenger RNA of Hirundo rustica (Barn swallow), 2415 nucleotides long. It is a transcript of the gene SNTB2, whose product is annotated as syntrophin beta 2. Bases 23 to 1489 code for a protein of 488 amino acids. The record is from RefSeq and is a predicted model, not a curated record. Gene Ontology annotation, molecular function: structural molecule activity; protein binding. Gene Ontology annotation, cellular component: intracellular anatomical structure; dystrophin-associated glycoprotein complex; synapse. Lineage: Eukaryota; Metazoa; Chordata; Aves; Passeriformes; Hirundinidae. The transcript is spliced from 7 exons.
CGGCGGCGGCGGCGGCGGCGGCAUGGCCGUGUGGACCCGGGCUUGUAAAACGGGGCUGCUGGAGCUGCUCCUGCGGGAACGCUGGGUCCGCGUGUCGGCGGAACUGACCGGGGAAACGCUGAGCUUAACGGCGGAGCCGGGAACCGGCGAUCCGUCGGUGGUGAACGGCGUGGUGAACGGCAACGCGGAGGCGGCGGCACCCGGUGGCGUGAGGAGGGUGCGGGUGGUGAAAGCGGAGGCGGGAGGGCUCGGGAUCAGCAUUAAGGGAGGUCGGGAGAAUCGGAUGCCGGUGCUGAUCUCACGGAUCUUCCCGGGAUUGGCGGCGGAAAGGAGCGGGGCGCUCCGGUUAGGCGACGCCAUCCUCGCUGUUAACGGCGUCGAUCUCCGCGAUGCCACCCACGAUCAAGCUGUGCAGGCGCUGAAGAGAGCCGGGAGGGAGGUCAUCCUUGAAGUGAAGUUCAUGCGGGAGGUGACCCCCUACAUCAAGAAGCCGUCGCUGGUGUCAGACCUGCCGUGGGAGGGGGCGGCCCCGCAGUCCCCCAGCCUGAGUGGCAGCGAGGACUCGGGGUCCCCCCAGCACCAGGGCCCCCGUGACCGCAAGGUGAUCCCCCUCAAGAUGUGCUUCGCCGCCCGGAACCUCAGCAUGCCCGACCUGGAGAACAGGCUGAUCGAGCUGCACUCGCCGGACAGCCGGAACACGCUGGUGCUGCGGUGCCGGGACACGGCCACGGCCCACGCCUGGUUCAGUGCCCUGCACGCCAACAUCACCGCGCUGCUGCCACAGGUCCUGGCUGAGCUCAACGCCACGCUGGGCUCUGGCAGCCCCACGGCUGGCGGCCGGGAGGUGAAGCACAUCGCCUGGCUGGCCGAGCAGGUGCGCCUGGACGGCGGGCGGCAGCAGUGGCGGCCGGUGCUCAUGGCAGUGACAGAGAAGGACCUGCUGCUCUACGAUGGGAUGCCCUGGACCAGGGACGCCUGGGCCUCGCCCUGCCACAGCUACCCGCUGGUGGCCACCAGGCUGGUGCACUCGGGCUCCGGGCGCCGCUCGCCCGCGCUGGGCUCGGAGCUGACGUUCGCCACGCGGACGGGCUCUCGCCAGGGCGUGGAGAUGCACGUUUUCCGCGUGGAGACCCACCGGGACCUGUCCGCGUGGACGCGCGUCCUGGUGCAGGGCUGCCACGCCGCCGCCGAGCUGAUCAAGGAGGUGACCGUGGGCUGCACGCUGGGCGGGCAGGAGGUCCAGCUGUCCAUCCACUACGAGGGCGGGUUCACCAUCUCCCGGGACGAGCCAGGCGCCAGCGUCCUCUUCCGCUACCCCUACGAGCGGCUCAAGAUGUCUGCGGAUGACGGCAUCAGGAUGCUCUACCUGGAUUUCGGGGGCCCUGAGGGGGAGCUGGCGCUGGACCUGCACUCCUGCCCCAAGCCCAUCGUCUUUGUCCUGCACACCUUCCUCUCGGCCAAAGUCACCCGCAUGGGGCUGCUGGCAUAGGUGCCCCAGCCGCCUCGCCCUGUCACGGACCAGCUGGGGGUCACAGAGCCCCCCAACCUCUCCUGCCCCAUCGGUGCCUUGCUGGGGCUGGGAUUGCUGCCCUGGGAGCCGCCGGGAAUGCGGCAGCACGGCUGCGGGGGGUGAGCCCCUCCUGCCCCUCACCAGCACUCCCGGCCCCCCCCAGUGCCCCGGGGGUUGGGGUACACACACCAGCUUUAAUCCCCCCGGGGCUGAAGCCAUCGCUGAUCUCACCGCCUGUGCCUUGGAGCCUGGGGAACCCCUGGUGUCCCCAACUCCUGUCUAGGGGAGCCAGUGUCCCCCUGCCUUGGGGCUUCCCCCAAAGAGGUCACAUUGUCCCCACAUGGGAUGGGGCUGGGGCUGUGGGACCCCCCCCCAAUUGCUGCAUGACAGGGUCUCCACGCCCCACUCAGGGUGGGGGGACACAUUUGUCUUACAAGGGGCACUCAGGGGUGCAAAGGGGGGUCCUGGUCCCUGGGGCUUGACCUCCCCCCCAUGCCCCACUGCCCCCCAGGAGUGACCCCCAAAUCUCCCAAAGGCUGAACAAACGCCGUGUCUCUGCCCAGGGCUGGGGCUGCAGGGGACCCUCCCGGGGCCGCUCCUCCCCAGCCGCCGGGGGCUCCCCGGGGCAGGACACGUAGAUUGAUGCACUUUUCGCUUUUUGUACUUUCCCUCCCUCUGGGGGCAGCUCCCACACCCUGCGGGGCUGGGGGGCCCUGGAAGGGCCGCAGUGGGACCUCCAGGGCUCCCCCCUCCAGUGGGUCCCCAGUACCCCCCAGCCAAACUCCCGCACGGUUCUCUGCUUCUGGGGGGCUGUGCUGGCCAGGGGUGCUGUGGGGUCCUGUGGGGUGCUGGCUCGGGGUGCUGCCCCCCCUCCUUCUAUUUUUGUAUUCUUUGUAAAUCGCUAU